Molecule: messenger RNA, 841 nt
Organism: Klebsormidium nitens
Lineage: Eukaryota; Viridiplantae; Streptophyta; Klebsormidiophyceae; Klebsormidiales; Klebsormidiaceae
Source: the annotation of a GenBank genome assembly
CUUCUCGCUUGCCUAGUUCUGCUGCCCCAGGGCGGAUCAGGGAAGCUUGAGCCUCUCUAGCCUGAGACCCUCAUGCAAACAGGAGGAGGUACGGCAGGUAGCCUGGUAGGGCGGCAAUCUCGUCAAAGGUCCAGGGGGCACUGCCAGGGCUACUAACAUCUUGCUGAGGAGGCAUCGAUCGGUGGUUGCUUGGCAGGUGGCACCAUGGCCAUGACCGGAGUUUCCAAGUUUUUUGCCAAGCUCACAGAACCUGCCUGGUUGUGGGCGGUAACAAGGUAUCAGGCGGCCGUUGGAAAGGCGCUGAAAAAAUACGGGUUGAGGUACGAUGACCUGUACGACGACCUUUAUGACUUGGAUGUCAAGGAGGCCCUCAAAAGGCUGCCCCGGGAAGAGACGGAUGCUCGUAACCAGCGGUUGAAGCGGGCCAUUGACCUUUCAAUGAAGCAUAACUACCUGUCCAAAGAGCUCCAGGAAAAGCAAACGCCGUAUGCAUUCUACAUUCAAAAGCAGUUGGCUGAGAUCAAAGAUGAACGGGACGAGCGAGCGGAGAUUGGAUCAGACAUGCCAUACAACAGGCAAAUACCAUAGGUUGUCUGUACAUUGUGUAUAUCUGCUCGUUUGUCAUCCCCUAUGACCAGUUGAAUUCGUGAGGCAUCUAAUACCUGGCGGUCUCUGGCACAAAAGUCGAGUGUUCUACAGAUUGUCAUCAGAACAAGUACUUCGCGAAUGUAUGGUCUCCAAAGCUUAGUUGGUUAGUCUGAUUGUGUCGUUCUUUGUUGCUCUGGUCCAUUUAUUCGUUGUCUGCAGCCCGUCUCGCUAAGCCAAUAUCACAAUGUGCAAC